This is a messenger RNA of Mytilinidion resinicola, 1218 nucleotides long. Its product is annotated as NAD(P)-binding protein. Bases 149 to 1183 code for a protein of 344 amino acids. Gene Ontology annotation, molecular function: oxidoreductase activity. The transcript is spliced from 3 exons. NCBI's taxonomy places the organism in Eukaryota, Fungi, Ascomycota, Dothideomycetes, Mytilinidiales, Mytilinidiaceae. The record is from RefSeq and is a predicted model, not a curated record.
UCAAAUUGGCGAAGCGUCGACCGAUCCAUGGGGAACGUCCUAACAGUCCGCUUUAGUGUCCUUUCUGGUCCUAGGUAAUUUACCGCAUACGGACAUGACAGUAAGUGAAAGGGCUCUACGCAAUAUACUCUACCAUUGAAUUUUGGAGAUGAUGAAGGCAGCGCAAUGGGAUCCAUCCCAAAAGAAGGUCGUGGUCAACACGAUUCCAAUCCCCUCGCCGGGAGAGAACCAAUUCCUCGUCAAGAUUGGAUCAGCUUCCUUAUGCCACAGCGAUUUCAUGUCCACGGCUAUGCCGCACAAAGAGCCCAUCACUAUCGGCCAUGAAGGUGCUGGAUACGUUCACAAGCUACACCCAUCCGCUGAGAAUAAAGGCUUCAGACUUGGCGAUGCCAUAGGCUUCACCUAUAUCAUUGAUUGUUGCUUCGAAUGUGAAGGUUGUAAGGUCCAUAACAACCACUGCCUGGUGCAGGAGAGCCAUACGCAAGGCUUCACUGCGCCGGGACUUUUCGCGGACUAUGCACUCGUGGAUUAUCAUAGUGCUAUUCUACUACCAGAAUCUUUGUCUGUAAAGACCGCGUCCCCUAUGUUUUGCGCGGGCAUCACAGCAUUCCAUUGUGUCGACUCUUGCCACCUUCAACCAGGGCAAUGGCUAGUCAUCAUCGGCUGCGGUGGUCUUGGCCAGCUGGCAACUCAGUACGCAAAGGCGAUGGGCUUCCGCGUCGUCGGCGUUGAUAUCAACGAUAAUAUUCUCGCAACAGUGAAGCGGCAAGGCGCAGACGCAGUCUUCAACUCCGUCACGAACCCGAACUAUGUAGACGAAGUGAAAGCAUUCAUGGACCGAGGCCCCAACAAAGGUGCCGAUGCUGUGGCAGUAUUCUCCGCUGCAGAUGCCGCCUACAGGAGUGCUCCGCCGCUGGUGAAGCUGGGCGGUAUCAUCAUGGUUGUGGGCUUGCCGAAAAACGGAGUAACAUUUGAUGCUUUGGACAUUGCGAGAGGCACUUUCCAAGUUAGAGGUGAUAGUACGGGGACUCCGGAUCGGAUGAAGAAAGCGAUCGACUUUUCGGCGAAGCAUGGCAUAGCGUCCGAGGUGGAGGUGUAUCCAAGUUUAGAGAGCGUGAACGAUAUGGUGGAAAAGAUGAGAAGAGGAGAAAGCACGAAGAGGAUGGUAGUUUCAUUCGAUUAAAGUUAAAUAGGGAAUGCCAACAUAUUGCCAGAAUG